ACUGAUUUUCUUACCGCAGUUGGAGGGCGGAAUCCGCGAUUCGAUCCGUUCGCGCGGAUCUCCGGAGUGGUGAAUUUCGCUGGAUUUUGCUUAUCCUCUCGGGAUAUCGGGUUACUUGACAGUGAGAUACUGUUCGUUCCUGACGGAAUAUUAUGUGGUACAGGCGUCUCUUCGAGGCGACGUUCGGCACGGCGUUAUCGCAAUCGGCGGUUCUCUAAUCUUCAGUAUUGACAAGCACCGAACACACGUUGAGAAAGUCCGAAAGUUGCCGAGGUUCUUUCCUGUUUCUUCUGAAGGAAUAUCGUUUAAAAAGGAUCUCGAGCGAUUCUUCGUUCAUCUUGCGAAUAAUGUUGUCGCCCGUGAUAGUGGAUUUUGACGUGUCGAAACGGCGGAUUUUGCUGCUCCUGUUUGUGCUGAGUCAAGUUGGUCACGGCCAUGAGGAAGAUGUGCACACUCUUCAGUAUACUCACGACAACUUCUCCGAAGAAAUUGGCAAAAGAAAUCACUUUGUCAUGUUCUAUGCACCAUGGUGCGGUCAUUGCCAAAGACUUAGUCCUACAUGGGAGCAAUUGGCAGAGAUAUCAAAUGAAGAGGACAGCAAUAUAAGAAUUGUUAAGGUGGAUUGCACAACCGAGAGUGGUUUGUGUAGUGAACAAGAUGUUACUGGCUAUCCUACGUUGAAAUUUUAUAAGGCUGGAGAAACCAAAGGUGUCAAGUUCAGAGGUACUCGAGAUUUACCUACAUUGACUUCUUUUAUUAAUGAUCAGCUGGGCAGUUCUAUGGCUCAAGACACUGCACCGUCUCCUCCAGAAGCGGUGAAUGGAUUAUUGGAAUUAACAGAAGACACAUUUGAGAAACAUGUAUCUUCAGGACAUCAUUUUGUCAAAUUUUACGCGCCCUGGUGUGGUCAUUGCCAGAAAUUAGCUCCAACAUGGGAUGAAUUAGCCAACAGUCUUCGCAACGAUGACACAGUCAGUAUUUCCAAGAUCGACUGUACCCAACAUCGUAGUAUCUGUGGCCAGUUUGAUAUUAAGGGAUAUCCCACGUUGUUGUGGAUUGAUGAUGGAAAGAAGAUAGAUAAAUAUACCGGGCAACGUACUCAUGAAGAAUUAAAGGCUUAUGUAUCGCUGAUGCUGGGUAAGAAUGCCGAUGAAUCAAGUCAGAAGAGCGAGAGCACUGAUGGAGUUCCGCAAACUAUAUUGAGUCUAACGGCUGACAGUUUCAAGCAAGGUAUCGAGAAAGGUCUUUCGUUCGUCAAAUUUUUUGCGCCAUGGUGUGGACAUUGCAAACGCCUAGCACCUACGUGGGAGGAGCUAGGAAAGAAAUUCUUCGGCAAUGAAAAUGUGAAUAUUAUUAAGGUCGAUUGUACACUCGACGUGAGCAAACAACUGUGCAAUGAACAGGAGGUGGAUGGUUUUCCAACGUUAUACUUGUAUCGUAACGGACGCAAAGUCUCCGAGUAUAACGGUUCACGUAAUCUCGAGGAUAUGUACGAUUUUGUGAUGAAUCAUUUGAAAACACAUGACGAAUUAUAAUUCUGUUGCGAUUGAAGCAUUAAAAUAGGUCUCAUAAUAUAUUUCCAAUAGUACUUUAAAUAAUUAACUUAAUUAUAUGUGUAUCUAUGCGAAUGACGUAUCAAGUUUUUAUCAAGUGAAAAUAGAAAUGAGAGUUUUUCAUUUUUAUACCCUAUACAUCGAGAAAAAGAAAAAUAAUAUGCUAUAUAUAUAUAUAAUAUACCAGAAUGUAAUCCCGUGUCAAAGGAAAAUGUACUUCCAAAAUAUAUCUAUUUAUUGUCUUAUUCC
Molecule: messenger RNA, 1802 nt
Organism: Pogonomyrmex barbatus (red harvester ant)
Lineage: Eukaryota; Metazoa; Arthropoda; Insecta; Hymenoptera; Formicidae
Gene: prtp
Product: thioredoxin domain-containing protein pretaporter
Biological process (GO): protein folding
Cellular component (GO): endoplasmic reticulum
Molecular function (GO): protein disulfide isomerase activity
Source: RefSeq, a predicted model, not a curated record